Rhizophagus irregularis DAOM 181602=DAOM 197198 is the source of this 844-nucleotide messenger RNA. Lineage: Eukaryota; Fungi; Glomeromycota; Glomeromycetes; Glomerales; Glomeraceae. The record is from RefSeq and is a predicted model, not a curated record.
AUGGAUUAUGCAAACAAAGGUAAUUUAAGAGGAAACUUAACAAGAAUAAUCAAAAGAGAUUGGAAUCAAAAAUUGUAUAUGUUAUUUGAAAUUAUUUAUGGACUUAAUGGCAUACAUAGCCGAGAUCUUAUUCAUUGUGAUUUUCAUGAUGGUAAUAUUUUAAAUCAUAAUGAGAAUAAAAUUUAUAUUAGUGAUUUAGGAUUAUGUAAACCUGUAAAAUCAUAUUUGAAAAAAUAUGAUAUUUGUGGUGUUAUACCAUUUAUGGCACCUGAAAUUUUAAGAGGCAAAUCUUAUACUCCAGCUAGUGAUAUAUAUAGUUUUUCUAUAAUUAUGUGGGAAAUUACAUCUGGAAUACCACCAUUUAAUAAUAGAGAACAUGAUAUUCAACUUAGUUUAAGUAUUUGUAAAGGUGAACGUCCUGAAAUUAUUGAAAAUACUCCACAAUGUUAUGUAGAUUUGAUGAAAAAAUGUUGGAAUGAAGAUUCAUCAAAAAGACCAUCAUCUAAAGAAGUGUUGGAUAUUAUUGGUAAAUGGAUUUUUCGUCCAGAUGAAGUGAAAGUUGAAGAUAUUAAUGAAGAAUUAAAAUGCAAUAUUAUGGAAUUUAUAAAUGCACCAAUUGGGCAUAACAAUAGUCUUACUACUAAAUCUCAUCCACAGGCAUGUUAUACAAGUCGCUUACUUGAUUUUACUAGUAAACAAUUGAAUGAAAUUCUUGAAAGUGAAGUUUCACAAGCAAGUGUAAAAGUAAAUGAAAUGCUAGUAAGUAAAGAUUUGGAUGAUUAUAUAGUUAAUUUUAAGUCAUUAGAUGAAAAAUAAGUGUUUUUAUAAGAAUUUAUAGUUUUUU